UUCUAGGCUGGAGGGGUGUGUGUGUGUGUGUGGGGGGUGAAUGCACUCCCAUUGCUACAGUGCGGACCCGAUCUGCCACCUGCACGCUCAGGGAGCCCCUGCUAUUCGCUGUAAGGUAGAGCAGGAGCGUGCGAGGGACACGGAGAGGACAGAGGGAGUCGCGCGCGCGUAACGCAGGCAGCCUCGCAAACAGGAGAAGAACCUCAGGGCGGUUUGGAUGUGGUGCCUCCAGCCUAAAAAUACCGUGGAACACGUGUAGGAUUGGCGCAAAUCGGCUCUUUUCAUUCCCGCUUUCCUGGUUCUUUCCUCCCAGCCUCUCUUCCUACCUUCCGCCUAUCUGUCGCUCCUCUCUUUCCGCUCCAGUCCUUAUUGCGGUCUCUGAAGGGAAUUAACCUGUCCCUCCUACCACUCAACAGAGCGAACAAAAAGGCAGAGGACAGCAAGCUGUAGCAAAUCCCUUUUUUUUUUCACCGAGUCCCCGCGUUGCGCUCAAUAAGUGAAGAAUGUGUCGCCUAUCACUCACUGCUGGGAUCAAGUCUGAGCGCCUGUCCCACGCGCUUAUUGUGCUCGUCUGCAAAGAGGCACCCCAGCAGAGAGGCAGCGCGCUCGAGGAGAGCACGUCCGCGCUCGAGGCAGGACACUGACGAGCUGACGCUCGCGCCGUGGACACUUCGGUCUUUCUCCGGCUCUGGGUUUUUCCGUCGCGCAAAGUCAUUUAAAAAAACAAAAACAAAAGGGGGAAAAAACAUUUUUGUGAAAAAAGAAAUAAACUUUUCAGAGAGGUUUUUGCUGAUUUUAAUACGCGACGCGAGAGCCCCCUGUACAGACGGAGCAUGUAACUACCUGCUCAGAGACACAGGUUCUUGUGUGACCGGGAGGACGAGCCGUGUCUCUUUCUGUCGGUGCUGCGGCUCGCGUUGACACCUUGGUGUAGAAUCUCGCCAUAACAAGUGUCGCUCCGGACUGAGCCUGUCCCUUACCGAGCACCGGGGAAGGGAGAAAGGAGGAGAAGGUCUUUCUGGGACGCGUCAGGAGACUGUCGGGUGUCUCCUGUUCACGCCGAUUGUUUUCAAUGAACGGAGAAACCAACUCUUUAAAAUAAAUUACUAAGCAUAUGGACAUUAUUUCCCAAAGACUAACAGCACCAUUUAGCCUCGAAGCAAGCAACAAAUCAUAGAAGAAGAGAAGAACAUCCAAUUUAAUCACAGACUCUGUCACUUUGUAGACUUUGUGAGCGCGGCACUGGGCUGUUCUCUGUUGAGAAGUGGCCCGUCCUUUAUCAUAAGGCUGUACUGGGCUUGCCUUUUCCAAGGGAGAAAAGCGACGAGCAGCUUUUUGGUCACCGCGACACGAUGCGGGUGCUCGCCCUGCUCGCGGCGGUGCGGGCAGUGUGCGCGCUCCUGGUCUCCUCGCUGUCCGGCACGGAGGCGGUCAACAACAGCGGGCGCUGGUGGGGGAUCGUGAACGUGGCCUCUUCGGCCAACCUGCUGACGGACUCCCGGAACGUGCAGCUGGUCCUGGACCCCAGCCUGCAGCUGCUGAGCCGGCGGCAACGGCGCCUGAUCCGCCAGAACCCCGGGGUGCUGCACGCCAUCGCGGGGGGGCUGCACGCCGCCAUCAAGGAGUGCAAGUGGCAGUUCCGCAGCCGGCGCUGGAACUGCCCCACCACGCAGAGCCCCAAUGUCUUCGGCAAGAUCGUCAACCGCGGCUGCCGGGAGACGGCCUUCGUUUUCGCCAUCACGAGCGCGGGGGUCACCCACGCGGUGGCGCGCUCCUGCUCCGAGGGCUCCAUCGAGUCGUGCACCUGCGACUACCGCCGGCGCGGCCCCGGGGGGCCCGACUGGCACUGGGGGGGCUGCAGCGACAACAUCGACUUCGGGCGCGCCUUCGGGCGCGAGUUCGUGGACUCCAGCGAGAGGGGGCGCGACCUGCGCUUCCUCAUCAACCUGCACAACAACGAGGCCGGCAGGACGACGGUGUUUUCGGAGAUGAGGCAGGAGUGCAAGUGUCACGGCAUGUCGGGCUCCUGCACCGUGCGGACCUGCUGGAUGCGGCUGCCCAGUUUCCGCGCGGUGGGCGACUUCCUGAAGGACCGCUUCGACGGGGCCUCGCGCGUCGUCUACAGCAACAAGGGCAGCAACCGGGCCUCGCGGAGGGCGGACCCCCGCCACCUGGAGCCCGAGAACCCCGCGCACAAGCCGCCGUCCGUCCGCGACCUGGUCUACUUCGAGAAGUCACCCAACUUCUGCUCCUACAACGGGAAGACAGGCACGCCCGGCACCGUCGGGAGGAACUGCAACAGCUCGUCCCCGGCGCUGGAUGGGUGCGAGCUGCUGUGCUGCGGCCGGGGGUACCGGACCAGAACCGAGCGGGUCACUGAGCGGUGCAACUGCACCUUCCACUGGUGCUGCCAUGUGAGCUGCCUGAACUGCACCAGCACACAGACUCUGCACCAGUGCUUGUGAGAGAGAGGAGAGAGAGGAGAGAGAGGAGAGAGGAGAGGAGAGAGAGAGGAG
Molecule: messenger RNA, 2516 nt
Organism: Lepisosteus oculatus (spotted gar)
Lineage: Eukaryota; Metazoa; Chordata; Actinopteri; Semionotiformes; Lepisosteidae
Gene: wnt1
Product: wingless-type MMTV integration site family, member 1
Biological process (GO): cell fate commitment; multicellular organism development; canonical Wnt signaling pathway
Cellular component (GO): extracellular region
Molecular function (GO): cytokine activity; frizzled binding
Source: RefSeq, a predicted model, not a curated record